AUGGGACUCUUGUGGCACUUUAUCUAUACUGAACAGAACAAGCGACAAUCAUUUGCUGAAGACAUGCACAACAUUAGUUCAGAGUACUCCAUUCGGUAUCCGGUCAGAAAAUGUGAUACAAAUAUGACUUACAUAGACUUCAGUGAUAGUUUAACAGCUAAUGAGACGGCUCGUGUAGACACAUGUAUUGCAACCUACGAACAGGGCCUUCUGCGUGGAAAAGAAUUAGAGAGAUCACAAAGGUCACUCCGAUGGGAGAGUCACUCUUACUUAAACAAUAGGAGUUUUGUGAUCGAGGCAGGGGGAUUCAAAGGACUAGAUGCGAAAAAGUUCAACGCACGCUAUCAUCCGGGCACAUACGUUGUUUUAGAACCAGUAAAAGAAUUCUAUGACGUGUUAGUAAAGAAAUUCCGAACCUCUCCCAACAUGUUAAUUUACAACUUUGGAAUUGACGCGACCGAUGGAGUAUUUUAUGUCAACGGUGCAAGGAGUCAAGGUUCGUCUAUCUUUUUCAAAAACCAAAACAACAGCAGCAACAACAAGGCGGCAAAAAUUGUGAAUGUUAAGAGUUUUUUUGAGAAAAUGUCAGUACGGAGUCGUGACGUUGACCUAAUCACUCUUAACUGUGAGGGUUGUGAGUACGCAGUACUGGACCUUCUUCUUUCCACCGACUAUAUACGUCACUUCCGGAACAUCCAAUUCCAAUCUCACAGAAUUUCGAGAAUCUGCUUCCCCAUCAAACGGUUCUGUUGGUACCAAGAACUUUUGCAAAGAACUCAUUAUCUUACAUUUCAGUUCAAAUUUUUAUGGGAGAAUUGGCAUCAGAUUAAAUCUUGA
Ylistrum balloti is the source of this 837-nucleotide messenger RNA. RefSeq lists its product as uncharacterized. The record is from RefSeq and is a predicted model, not a curated record. NCBI's taxonomy places the organism in Eukaryota, Metazoa, Mollusca, Bivalvia, Pectinida, Pectinidae. The transcript has a single exon. Bases 1 to 837 code for a protein of 278 amino acids.